GACUUCGUCGUUCGUUGUUAGAGCAUGUAUCAAACAUUAACAGCAAUCCAAAUAGCAAGUUGUUUAUACUUCUGGAUCCUUCGGAUUCGAUUUUCAAAUAUAGAAUUGAAAUGUUAAAAUAGCACUUCUGCUAAAUCUUGAAAACGUCAUCAAAACGGACAAUAUUUUUCUGAUAAAAAUAUGGUGCGGAGGGAAUGUUUCGUUCCUGGAUGCAGAACAGGAAGUGCAAAAAACCGCUUACAAAACAAAAAAGAGGGUAAAAAGACACCUGCUUUGUUUGGACCAAGAAGUGUGGAACAACUCAAACAAUGGAGGAAGUAUAUCCCCAGGGCAGAUAGAGAUUUAACGAUGAAUGAUCGUGUGUGUGAACUGCAUUUUCUUGAAGAAGAUGUAAUUAAAUAUUUUGAGACUGAAAUUACUGAUGGCACAUUAUUUAGAUUAGAAAGAGGACGGUAUACUUUAGUACAAGAUGCAGUGCCUUUGAUUUAUCCAUGCCUUCCGAAUUAUUUGUCAAAAAUUGCAGAAAAGAGGAGAAAAAUGAAACAAAAGUGUAGCAUUGAUCAUGAUCUGAAAAGAAACCAAAGGAUAAAAAAUUCUUUUAAUUCUAUGAAAAAUGUUGCAGUUAAUGUUGAGGAGCCUCUGGAAACUUUAAGCAUUGAUAGAAAUCUAAACAGCAAUCAAAAAACGAACUCUUUCGAUUCUGUUGAAAAUUUUGAACCUUAUGUUCAUGAGACUCCAAAAACAUUUACAUAUGCUGAAUUGACAGAAAAUAUUGAUUGUAUAGUAAGGCCUAACAUUUUGUGGGGUAUUACUUGCCAUGAACUGUUUGUUAUGUGUGCUUUAUGGAAUGCUGAAGGUGAACUCCAGCUGAAGAUGAUUAUAGACAAAAAUUUGGAUGUAAAGAUUUGUAUGAAGGGUGAAACCAGUGUCUUGAAACAUGGACUGACUUGUAUUGAAGAUAUUUCUGCUUUGCUAUCUAAGAUUAAUGGAGAUAUAAUUACUGAUUCUACAAGUUAGCAAGUGGUAAGCUUGCUCUAUACAGUUUCAGCCCCCCCCCCCUUUUGUAUAAAUGUGCCUAAAAAAUAAAGGGAAACAUUGAAGAACU
Uloborus diversus is the source of this 1105-nucleotide messenger RNA. RefSeq lists its product as uncharacterized. Lineage: Eukaryota; Metazoa; Arthropoda; Arachnida; Araneae; Uloboridae. The transcript has 4 exons. The record is from RefSeq and is a predicted model, not a curated record. Bases 181 to 1017 code for a protein of 278 amino acids.